AUGGUAACUACACCAGAAAAACAAGUAGUAGAAAAACCCGUAGAACCAGUUAAACAAAGAGAAGAAGAAGUUAAAGAUAAAAAAGCAGUGAAAGAUAUCCAAGUCUAUGCACCACCCCCUAUUUAUAAACCAACAAUUCCUUAUCCACAAAAGCUUAAACAAACCAAACAAGAUGCCCAAUAUAAGAAGUUUGUGAAGGUAAUUGAGAAACUCCACGCCGAAAUACCCUUCACUGAAGUUAUCACCCAGAUACCAUCAUAUGCUAAAUUCCUAAAGGACACCUUAACAAACAAGCGCAAGGUUGACGAUUCUAAACCAUUGGAAUGCAAUUCAAUUGUUGAAAACAAACUAGCAAAGAAGGAGAAAGAUCCCGAAUUUUUUUCUAUACCAUAUAUUCUAGAAAUCCAUGUUAUUGAUAACACACUACUGGAUUUAGGAGCAAGUGUGAGUUUGAUAUCUUUAGAUGUUUGCAAUAGGUUGAACCAAGGAGACAUACAACCAACUAGGAUGUCCUUUCAACUAGCUGAUUGCUCAGUUAAGUACCCAAUCGGUAUAAUAGAAGACAUCCUAGUUAUGAUUGGUCAACUUUAUAUUCCAACCGACUUUGUCGUAAUGGACAUUAGGGAAGACGAAGAUAUCCAUAUUCUUAUAGGUAGACCAUUCUUAUCAUUUACUUGA
This is a messenger RNA of Lathyrus oleraceus (garden pea), 678 nucleotides long. RefSeq lists its product as uncharacterized. Bases 1 to 678 code for a protein of 225 amino acids. Gene Ontology annotation, molecular function: aspartic-type endopeptidase activity. The record is from RefSeq and is a predicted model, not a curated record. Gene Ontology annotation, biological process: proteolysis. NCBI's taxonomy places the organism in Eukaryota, Viridiplantae, Streptophyta, Magnoliopsida, Fabales, Fabaceae. The transcript has a single exon.